AUGGCAGAUUUCAACUUUACCCCCUCUGACAUGUCAACGUUCAUCCUAACGGGCAUCCCUGGCCUGGAAGAUGCUCACUCCUGGAUUUCCAUCCCUUACGCUACUUGCUACAUUUUCUCCCUGUUGGGAAAUUUCUCCAUUCUGUUUGUUGUUGUCAAAGAACAGACCCUGCGCCAGCCGAUGUACCUGCUGCUCUGCCUGCUGGCGCUCACAGACAUCAGCAUGUCUACUUGCAUUGUGCCAAAGGCCCUGGGUAUAUUUUGGUUCAAUCUGAAAGUCAUCACAGUGAAUGGCUGCCUCACACAAAUUACCUUCAUUAACAUGGCUUUUGCAACGCAAUCAGGUGUCCUUGUGGCAAUGGGCUUUGAUCGCUAUGUUGCCAUAUGUAACCCUCUGAGAUACACCACCAUCCUCACCCACACACGGAUAGCUAUGCUAGGGCUUCUCAGUUUAAUAAGAGGGAUAGUUUUGGUGCUGCCUGUGACCCUGAUGCUGAACCAACUGCCUUUCUGUGGCAACCGCAUCAUCUUUGAUAUAGCCUGUCAGGCUAUUCCGGUGGCAAAGAUUUUAUGUGGGGAUCUCGCAUUCUACAGGGUCUAUGGCUUGGUGAUGAUACUUACACUCAUUGGGUCAGACCUGAUGCUCAUUGCUCUUUCCUACUCUCUGAUCAUCAGAGCUGUUCUUAGAAUCUCCUCCCAGAAAGCCCACCAGAAAGCCCUCAACACCUGCACCGCCCACAUCAGCGCAAUGAUGACGUCUUAUACUUCCUACCUUUUUGCCCUCAUGAAAAAUCGGUUUGGUGAGGGCAUUGCUCCUCACGUUCAUAUCUUCUUGGCCAGUGUCUUUGUGCUUGUCCCCACCAUGUUCAACCCAGUCGUAUAUGGAGUCAAAACCAAAGAGCUUCGUGACAAAAUGAGGAAAAACUUUUGCAGAUUGUGA
Molecule: messenger RNA, 939 nt
Organism: Pelodiscus sinensis (Chinese soft-shelled turtle)
Lineage: Eukaryota; Metazoa; Chordata; Testudines; Trionychidae
Product: olfactory receptor 52D1-like
Biological process (GO): G protein-coupled receptor signaling pathway
Cellular component (GO): plasma membrane
Molecular function (GO): G protein-coupled receptor activity; olfactory receptor activity
Source: RefSeq, a predicted model, not a curated record